GGCGCAUGCGCGGCACAGCCGGGCCGGGCCGGGCCGGGGAGGGCCCGGCGUCGCCAUGGGCUCGUGAACCCCCCCGCCCCCCCCCCCCCCCCUCAGCGGGUCGGGCCGGGCCGGGCCCCGGCCGCAGGUCUCGGCUCUUGGGCGGUUCUUCAGCAAUCCCAGGCGGAGCCUGGCACCGCAAGGCACCAUGAUAGCGAUGACUGAUGUCACUGCAGCCCCCCGGCUGGGGUCAGCUGCCACCACUCCAGCCGUGGCCCCCAACUUCUCCUGGAUGCCAGAAGACGGCAGCCCCACAGCCGUGGAGCAGCCCAUUUUCCUCAUGACCACCGCUGCUCAGGCCAUCUCAGGUUUCUUCGUGUGGACAGCUUUGCUCAUCACCUGCCACCAGAUCUACAUGCAUCUUCGCUGCUAUAGCUGCCCGAAUGAGCAGCGCUACAUUGUUCGGAUCCUCUUCAUCGUGCCCAUCUACGCCUUUGACUCCUGGCUCAGCCUCCUGUUCUUCACCAACGACCAGUACUACGUUUACUUCGGCACAGUGCGGGACUGCUAUGAAGCCUUUGUAAUAUACAACUUUCUCAGCCUCUGCUAUGAGUACUUGGGAGGGGAGAGCUCCAUCAUGUCUGAGAUCAGAGGGAAACCAAUUGAGUCCAGCUGUGUGUAUGGGACUUGCUGCCUGUGGGGAAAGACCUAUUCAAUUGGAUUCCUGAGGUUCUGCAAACAGGCUACCCUGCAGUUCUGUGUGGUGAAGCCCCUCAUGGCCAUCAGCACCGUCAUCCUUCAGGCCUUCGGCAAGUACCAGGAUGGUGACUUUGAUGUAACCAGUGGCUACCUCUACGUGACGAUCAUCUACAACAUCUCUGUCAGCCUGGCACUCUAUGCCCUCUUCCUUUUCUACUUUGCCACACGUGAGCUGCUCAGUCCCUAUAGCCCAGUCCUCAAGUUCUUCAUGGUGAAGUCUGUCAUCUUCCUGUCCUUCUGGCAAGGGAUGCUGUUGGCCAUCUUGGAGAAGUGUGGUGCCAUCCCCAAAAUCCACUCCGCCAACGUGUCUGUGGGUGAAGGCACGGUCGCUGCUGGAUAUCAGGACUUCAUCAUCUGCGUGGAGAUGUUUUUCGCGGCCAUCGCCCUGCGCCAUGCCUUCACCUACAAGGUGUACGCGGACAAGAGACUUGAUGCGCAAGCCGUUCCAUCGUACGGGCCAUACGGUCGUUGCGCUCCCAUGAAGAGCAUCUCCAGCAGCCUCAAGGAGACCAUGAACCCUCACGACAUCGUCCAGGACGCGAUCCACAACUUCUCCCCAGCCUACCAGCAGUACACCCAGCAGUCGACGCUGGAGCAUGGCCCCCCCUGGCGCAACGGCGGUCACGUCAUCUCGCGCUCCCACAGCUGCUCGGGUGCCCGUGACAACGAGAAGACCCUCUUGCUGAGCUCUGAUGAUGAGUUCUAGGAGGGGAAACGGCCAGUGCAGGCCAUCAUUUUUCCUCUUUUGUUGGUUUUUAUUAUUUUUUUUUAAUUUAUUGAAGCAUAAACGUGCGAGUCAUAUCACUUCCUAGAGAGUACAGGUUGCAGAAGUGGGCAAUUCCCGUUAGGUUUUGUGGGUACGGAUGCGAUGAGUGGUGUGGAGUUAGGGGAUUGGCCAAGACUCUGUUCUUGAGCCUGUUCCUUCCAGCAGCAAUUGACUGGAAUUAAUCGAAGCAAAGCUACAGGGUCGGGGGCUCUGGCCUCCCCCACUUGCCCAGCUUGGUGUGGCACAUGACUGGCCAGAGUCUGGAGUUGUGGCCAAAAAUGUUUUUCUUUUCAGCUGGACAACCUGACCGCUUCGUAUUCCUCCUCCCGAAUGGUUGGUGUAGGCACAGCUUGCUCUCCCAGCUCCCUGGUACUAACGUCUCUGCGAUCUUUGGGAAAUGGGAUUAGGAUGCAGUGAUGAGCGUUCCCAAGGACCAGACUGGAGAAUGGUCUUUCUGUUAGCCAUUGCCUCGGAUAUUUGGUCAGGAACAGCUUCUCCCACCCCUCUUCAGCACUGGUUGUGCAGUCCUGUACGUAAGCGAGCAAAAGGGAAAAGGACGGGACUUUCUUCCUGUUCCACCCUCUCUGCAUCCUCUCUGCUCCCUGUUGAAGCUCAGCAGGGGUGGAAUUAUUGUCUCACAAGGGCAGGCUUUGCUAAUCACCAGGUUCACAUCUCCCCUGCAUUCCUGUGGCAAGAUGCCUCCCUGGAGCAUCUGUCUCCUGCUCACAAAACCGAGGACUGGCCGUGAUAGGUGGUGGAAGUUUGCACAGCUCUGGCCCUUUCAUCCUUCUGGGGGGGAAAGGAACUUUUGUAAACACUAAGCUGUUCUUUCCUCUUGUUCCCUGCCCCUCUUAAAGACGUGGAUUGCACCAGCCAGCUGUCAGAGCAGGUCCCGGUCAGUCAUCUUGCAGGUCCCCCCUGCGAGAUGCUCAAGCUUUGCCCUUAGACUGGAGUAUCCAGAAAGGGAUGUUGCACACUCCUUUGCUUUUCAGCUCCAUAACCAUUCCGGGCCAAGCCAGAGCAGGCUUGAAACCUGACGCAGCCUGCUUGAAGGUGUCCCUCUGCUUCCCAGGCAGCAGCUGCUGCUCCACGCUUCACGGGCCCUGCAGCAACUGCGGUGCUCUCCAAGGUGGAGCCGGCAUCCAUGGGGUGAGAAAAGAAGCUUCCCUUUACAUUUGUCAAGUUUUGAAUUGCCCCCUAGAUUUUCAGUGGAGCCAAAAUAAAAAUAAUCCCUCUGUGCAUCUGUCCAGGGACCAGGAACUGCUUAAAAUUGGGGAGCGGGGGGAGCACACUCGAGUGCCAUAGAUCAGAUGCCCCUGCCCCUGAAAUGGAGAGGCUGCAGCAAGUUUCUGCUUUUUCCUUGCCUCUAGUUUCUCUGUUCUUCUCCCGCUUGACGCCUGCCUUGCCAUAAGAACACCUUCACGUUUCCAGACUGCCCCUUGUUGCUCUGCUAGAAGCGGGGUCUCACUGCCUGGAGUUUGCUUUUCCUCUUGCGUGUCACGAUCUGUGCACUCGCUCGUUCACUUUCUCACAAGCAACCUUGAGCACGGGGCUCCUCUGUUCCUCAGCACCCUUCUCAGGGCUGCGUGCUCGCAUCCAGCAACGCCACGCAGCUAGCUGCUGCUUUUCCUAAAUCUCACUGCUGAAUAGACGUGCAGAUGCUUUCUUUUUCCUCAUCCCAUAAGCUACCUGGACAGCAGGACUGAAGAUUGGAUAGGCUUUCCUUCCGUCUCCUGCGGCUUUGAUGAAUAGUCCUUUAGUUUGGGGUAUUUGUUUUAAACUUCUUUUAGAAAAGCGGGGUGUGGGACGUGAUCCCUUCCCCCUGUCCCUGUAUUUGCAGGUCUUGGUGACACCCUGGUGUCACCUAACCGGCGAGUGGCCCCGGUGUCUGUUGCAUGGGGUGGCUGAGAUCUGAAAUCUCUGAAAUGGCCCUCUUGAGCUUGAAGAUGAUCUGGGCUUGGGGAUACGUUUUCUGAACUUUGUUUUAAAAUGGAUGCUGCAUAUGUAUGCCGUGCAUAGGAUCUGGAUAUUCUCAAAGCUUCCUCUCUGUAGUGGUUUAAAGCAUAACCCUCUUGCACUAGCUGCCUUCGGAGAAGCCCGGUGAAGAGCUAGCGCCCAAACAACAGCCAGCUGCCCUGCGUUAGCAUUUCAUAUAUAUAUUUUUUAACACUACACGAGAUCAUCUCUGAGCUUCCUGCGCUCCCUUGCAACAGGCAGGUGUCAGAAGGAGGAUUGGCUCUGAAGCCUCGCCGGCUCGGAGGAACAAAUACCUAAUUUUGAAGACCCAGAGCUUGAGACUGAGGCCACGGCACCUCAUGGCCUUGCAGGUCUGCUCGCAGUGGCCCCAGGCCCUAACGAACCCGUCGGCUCCAGGAGUAGGCCCUUGGAGCUGCUCCCCUCACCUGCUUCCCCUCUCUGUCCUUCCUUUUUGUUUACCAUGUAACAUACCCAUGGGGUUUGUUUAUUAUUUUUCCAGGUAGAGUAGUUCUUUGUAUAUAAACGACUGAAAAAAAAAAAUUGUAUGAUAAAUAAGACAGAGCCACCUAGUUUUGUACCUAUCGUGUUUAACUGAUGUGAGCUCAGCGACAAGCCGCUCUCUCUAUUUUGGUCUUUGUGACGUUAUACUCUGCAGAAAUGAGCAAAUAUGAUGACAAAUAAAAAAUAUAGAGAUAAUAUAGAUUGUA
Cygnus olor (mute swan) is the source of this 4188-nucleotide messenger RNA. RefSeq names its product transmembrane protein 184B (gene TMEM184B). Gene Ontology annotation, molecular function: transporter activity. Lineage: Eukaryota; Metazoa; Chordata; Aves; Anseriformes; Anatidae. The record is from RefSeq and is a predicted model, not a curated record. The transcript is spliced from 10 exons. Bases 188 to 1444 code for a protein of 418 amino acids. Gene Ontology annotation, biological process: transport.